Messenger RNA from Closterium sp. Naga37s-1, 2334 nucleotides. The record is from the annotation of a GenBank genome assembly. Lineage: Eukaryota; Viridiplantae; Streptophyta; Zygnematophyceae; Desmidiales; Closteriaceae.
AUGACCCACGCAGAUCCCGCUGCGCGCCAAGCGGCGAUCGCCGACGCAAGGAGUGACGUGGAUCAGGCGGCGGGCGGAGCGGAGUUGGGGCAGGCGGCGGGUGAUAGGGGCGGGGAGUGGGCGGCGGUGGGGCUGGGGCUGGUGGAGGUGCAUCUGGCCGCCAACGAGAGCCCCGCGUCGCGCGAAAAGCGCAUUCGCGCGCUUUUUCAGACGUUCGACACCGAAAAUAGAGGCGCGCUAACGCGGAGGCAGAUAGAGAGGGGGUUGGCGCGCAUGGGCGUGCCGGUGGACUACAAGUUCUCCAAGGACCUCCUCGCCGCCAUCGACCAGAACGGGGACGGCGUGUGUGACUAUAACGAGUUCCAUCGGUACAUGGACAGCAAGGAGGUGCAGCUGUACCGGCUCUUCCAGCGCAUCGACACCGACUUCGAUGGCGCCAUCUCCCUGCAUGAACUCGCUGCCGCGCUGCACCACGCUGGCAUACACCUGGCGGCGGGCGAGCUACAGGCGUUCAUGGAGAAGAUGGAUCGCAACCACGAUGGCGUGCUGUCCUUCAACGAGUGGCGCGACUUCCUGCUGCUCUUCCCCCACCGCGCCACCUCCAUCGCCACCGCCUACCAGUACUGGGAGCGAGUGCAGCAGGUGGACAUAGGAGAGCAGCCAGUCAUCCCGUCGGGCCUCUCCGCAUCGCUCUCCACCGCUCCCGACGCCUCUGCCCUGGCAUGGCGCUACUUCCUGGCGGGCGGUGUGGCGGGUGCCGUGUCUCGCACGGCCACGGCACCCCUGGACCGCCUCAAGGUGCUCCUGCAGUGCGCCAAGGCCAGUAGUACCCAUACGCCCCCCGCUGCUGCUGCUACUGUUGCCACUGCUGCUGUCGCCCCCGCUGGUGCCUGUGCUGCUGGUGGUGCUAGAGGUGCUGCUGCUGCUGUGGCGGCCAGUGCCACAAGGGCUGCGGGCGCGAGUGGUGCAGCAGGGAGAGCUGUGCACGCAGCAGCAGGGGGCGCACAGACAGGUGCACCUGGUGGAGGUGGCACUCGAGGGACAGUGGCUGCAGCGUCAACAGCGGCAGAAGGAGCAGCAGCAAGGUCAGGGGCAGGAGGAAGGUUGUCAAGUGCCGCCAUUCCUGAUGCUGCCACCAGUGCCGGGCACUCCUCAGCUGCCACGCCACGCCAACCAUCCGUUUCACCACCACCACAACCACCACUGCAGUCAGCAGCAGCACCAGCAGCAGCGCAAUCGUCCAGUCCCGCUUCCCACCACCCACCACCCCCAUCCCAUGCCACUCCUCCCUCCUCUUCCGCCUCCUCCCCUGCUCCCCACCACCCCCACCCACGCCAUUCCCGCUGGCAGUUCUCUCUCCUCCGCGCCCCCUCCCCCUCCCCCCCCUCUCUCUCGGGUCCGCCCCCUGCACUGCCGCCCAACAUGCCUCUCUGGUGGCAAAAUAUGCAGUCUGGGCGGCAGGCCACAAUCGCCGGGCGGCAGCAGGUGGCGCACGGGCGGCUGACACUGUGGCGAGCCGUGCAGCAGGUGUAUGGGGAGGGGGGCGUGGGGGCGUUCUUCAAGGGCAACGGCAUCAACGUGGUCAAGGUGGCGCCCGAGUCAGCUAUCAAGUUCUAUGCUUACGAGCUGCUCAAACGCGCCAUCUCCCCCCCGGCUGCUGCUGGGGGUGCUGGUGCUGCUGAGAAAUCAAGUGAAACAGCGCUGACACGGCUGGUGGCAGGGGGCAUGGCGGGCGCCGUGGCACAGACCGCCGUGUACCCACUCGACCUCAUCAAAACGCGCCUGCAGACCUACCACCUCACAUACGGCCGAAACCCGCCGCCCCUCGCCGCCCUGACGGCGGAGAUUCUACAGAGGGAGGGGGCGGGCGCCAUGUUCCGCGGGCUGCUGCCGUCCAUCCUGGGCAUGAUCCCAUUCGCCGGCAUCGACCUGGCGGCGUAUGAGACACUCCGAGAUGCCUUCACGCCAUGGAUCGAACGCCGGCCAGAGGCGUCGCCGGUGCUGCAGCUGGCGUGUGGCACGGUGUCAGCCACGGUGGCCGCCACCCUCGUAUUCCCCCUGCAGGUCAUCCGCACAAGGCUGCAAGCGCACGUGAGCGCACCGCAUGCACCAAGCAGCACUCCUACGCUGGGAUUGCCAGCAGCAGCGCUGUCUGUCAAUGCUGUGGCAGGCAGGGGGGCGACGAUGGGGGAGGUGACACGGGAGCUGUGGCAGGAGGGGGGCGUGCAUGCCUUCUUCCGAGGUGUGCUGCCGAACCUACUCAAGGUCGUGCCCGCUGCCAGCAUCACGUACGUCACGUACGAGCACAUGAAGAAAGUGCUCGCGCUGAAUUAG